Messenger RNA from Colletotrichum scovillei, 2797 nucleotides. RefSeq lists its product as uncharacterized. The transcript is spliced from 2 exons. Gene Ontology annotation, biological process: mitochondrial respiratory chain complex IV assembly. NCBI's taxonomy places the organism in Eukaryota, Fungi, Ascomycota, Sordariomycetes, Glomerellales, Glomerellaceae. Bases 279 to 902 code for a protein of 207 amino acids. Gene Ontology annotation, cellular component: mitochondrial inner membrane; mitochondrion. The record is from RefSeq and is a predicted model, not a curated record.
CGCGCGACAGCUGCGCAGCGCCUGCGCACCGCACUCUCCGUCUGCAGGGGAAUUUAAGCGCAGGGGCACGGACCAUGGACACCGGCCCAGCAACGAACCGUCGACGGGGGGAGUGGAGGUCCAAAUUCGGUGGACGUCAUCUCAGGCCACGGGCAGACUUUGAGAGCUUUACCGGGGGACGGACCGAAAGUCAAGAGUCGGGAUUCACAAGAACCAGCAUCGAAUGCGCUCGAUCACGCUCACACUAGACACAUAUAAGAGCUAGACCUUUGCACAUAAUGGCAGACUCACCAGACAACAUCCCGGGCCCCAAGAAGGAAGGCCAGAAGCUAUACCUCUGGUCCCGUUCAAGCCAAGGACCAGUCGGGGAGGGAGCUCCGGGUUCAACACCUACCACAGCAUCACCAACUUCACCGUCAUCACCACCGGAGCAAGCGUCCGACCCUAAGCUCAACCCGACCGACUUCCAGAAAAACUUCCCGACGCAGGAUGGUGCCGCCGCGCCGGGGUACCCGUCCAUCGGCGAGGCCGUCAAGACCAUCAAGUCGGACGACUUCCUCUCCGUCACUCAGACGCCGUGCGCGCGGGACGGGUUUCUCACCGGUAUCGCCAGCGGCGCUGGUGUAGGAGGAUUCAGAUAUGUGUUCGGAGGCUCACCCAUCAAGGCGGCAAACUGGGCCGUAGGCAGCUUCCUGAUCGGCUGCAUCGGCUCCUACGAGUACUGCCAGAUGAAGAGGCGGCAGGAGCGCGUCAAGAUGAAGCGCACCGUCGAGGUCUACCAGGAGACCAUGAUCGACAAGCGCCGCCGCGAGAUCGAGCAGCUCAAGCAGCAGGCCGAGCAGAAAAAGGCAGAGGAGGAGGCAAAGGCCGCCAGCCAGAAGUCUUGGUACAAGUUCUGGUGAAAGGAACUCGUGGUAGAGAGAAAGGUUAGCACUCUCAAAGGGAUCUAUCUCUUGCCGAACCAUGCCUUGUAUGAAUAGUAUGUUCACAAAGGGGAUAGAAGACAGCAUCUGCGAGUGGCUUUGGCCCGCGAUGCACGUGUGUUGAAAUAACUGUAUCAUCAUCCAUUCGAUUUAGGGGUAUAAAAGAAAGACUAUUUGUAUCAUUUCAUCCAUUCUUCCUUGUUCCCCCCUUUCCUAUAAUUCCUGUCGCAGUCUUUGCUGCGUGAUGUGAAGGGGAUAUCGUGCUGGCCAUCAGUCAAGUGAUGAACCGCAAUCCAGAAAAGUCCAUUCGUAAAUAGACGCACCCAUAUGGUUCACCCAUAUGGUUCAUUAAACGCCCCUUAUCCCAAACGCCAUAAGAAGCCUUCCGUGGCCAUUCCUUCAGCCUAGGCCAUACCAAAGCCAAACGACAGGGCCCAAUGACACCAGGCCUCGUCGCAAAAAAAUUUCCCUGUUUGCACCCAUUCUGUGACUGUCCUUAGACGUUCGUCACAACUGUACUGGCUUCCGAUUCGGUGAAGCGCACCUUUCGCACGCCGCCGCCGCUGCCGCCAGCGGAAGGCUUGGAAGGAAGACCAGCGCCGCUUCCUCGUCUCCGCUGACUUCUUCUGGCCCUCGCCUCGCUCUCCUCCCUCUUCUUGUACUCGGCCAGCUGCAGCCGGCGCUUUUGUGUUCGUGCAUAUGCCAUCGCAGCUGUGGGCAUGAACCCGACCCCAUUAAUGCCUGUGCCGUCGUCGUCCUUGUCUUCUGGGUCGUAAAUCGUAAUCUCUUCCUCCUUCCAGGUGAGCGCAGCCCUGACCGGAUCCACAAUCGUCUUCAUCUCCUGGUCUUCUUGUUGUUGCUGCAGUCCAGCAGUGGCAGAUGCCGCGUUGGUCUUGUUGGUUCCCUUGCGGCCCUUGAGCGGUGGUGUGCCGGCGCGUCUCCGUCCUCGUGCUUUCGGAUCUUGUAGUUUGUCGAGCGAAGGCUGGGGGGGAUGUUGUUGUGCGCUCGUGGGUAGGGUUGUGGCGGCAGCAGUGGGAGCGUCUUCUUCUGUGAAUUGCGAUUUCGGGGUAGGCACCGGAUCGCUCUUAACAUCAGGGUCCGGAAUGACGACCAAUGCGUCUGCAGCAGUGGUAGCGGUAGCGAUCGCGGCGGUGGUAUUGUCGCCCUCAACGUCCGUCAUCUCCAGUUCGGGGACCUUGAUUCUCUUGCGGCUGGCAAACGGGUCGUCGUCAGAAUAUCCGUACCCCCUGCCGUCCUUGUGCUCGUCGCGCGUCGGGUCAUAUGCGGCGCUGCCGGGUCCAGCAGCAGCAGCUCGGUUCUGUUGCUGGGCUACCCCGCCCCCACCACUAUUCCCACCCAACGCCAGACCACGGAACUUGUGAACAACCUUGCUGUGCGGGCUCGCGCUGCCGUCUUCUGCGUCGCUGCUCUUGGGGUGGUCGGCAGACAGCUGGAAGCUGAAUCUGGAGGUUGUGUAUAUCGGCGACACCGGCGGGGCGUCUUCGUCUCUCUUGCGCUUCGGCGUCGUCGUCGGGGUUGGGAAGGGUUCAGCCAUAAUGCUGUGCUGUGUGUGCUGUAUGUGGUAAGGUAUACUGCGCAGGUAGCGCCGCACUUAGGCGGUUGAUGGUGUGGGCUGAUUUUGGGAAGGUAUCUGACUCGUUCGGGAUAUUGGUGGCAAAUAGGAAUGAGUCGGACGAUGCAAUAAGGCGAAGGACCGUAGUUGUCAGUUGGUAGGAUAUUGGUUCAGUUAGGUAAGUUGAAGUUGUAAGCUUUUAAUUCUCGAGGAUAUUGGGUAUCGUGAAUUUGUGGCGGUCAAGAAGCGCAAGUUAUCAAGGUAAGGAAGGUACGGUGAGGUAGUUGUUGAAGAGAAAGGC